Molecule: messenger RNA, 3751 nt
Organism: Syngnathus acus (greater pipefish)
Lineage: Eukaryota; Metazoa; Chordata; Actinopteri; Syngnathiformes; Syngnathidae
Product: protein sprouty homolog 3
Exons: 2
Coding region: 246-1154 (302 amino acids)
Biological process (GO): negative regulation of Ras protein signal transduction; negative regulation of MAP kinase activity; animal organ development
Cellular component (GO): cytosol; membrane
Source: RefSeq, a predicted model, not a curated record
CACACACACACACAUGGACACUUAGGACUUGUUUUCACAGCAACUAUGACGAGGACUUAUUCGGUGAUGUGAGCUUCACGGCUUACCGCAAAUGCGUCCUGUCAUCAGACAUUAGUGAGGAUAUUUUGCAAAAAAAGGGACAAAAAGGACAAGCUGCACGGGCGCAAAAUGGAUCUCAAUCCAAUCAGAGGUUUAUCCGAUGUCCCGUGAGUGGUGCCACCCACCCUGGUACCGCCUACCCCGACAUGGACCCCGCUCAUUCCUUUAGGAUGGAGCCGGACGGGCUGGACCUCCAGCAUGUGCCGGUGUUGUCGCUCGACCAGAUCCGCACCAUCCGGGCCCACAAUGACUACGUGGAGCGCCCGGUGGCACUGGAGCUGGCGACCCAGUCUGGAUUUUUCUACCCCUACGACGAGCGGCGCCCACAUGGAAUAUACUCGCAACACCCUCCGUCGUCCCGCAAUGCGGCGCUACCCCGCAGUCAAAGUCAGCAGCACGCCCACAUGUCCCGCGUCAGUCGCUCCAGCACCGUGAGCUCCUCCAUGUCCCGGACCAGCGCCGGCUCUGACCAGAGGCUGUUGGCGGGUUUGACGCCCUCACACUCCGGCCUGACCUCUGUGGUGCGCACGCAACCGAAAGGGGAGCUCAAGGCCGACACCUCCCUCAGCAAGAUUCGGGCCGAGGACGAGCCGGGCGGGCACCAAUUCAUCUGCGAGCGCUGCGCCCGCUGCAAGUGCCACGAGUGCUGCGCCCCGCGCCGCCUGCCCUCCUGCUGGGCCUGUGGGCAGCGCUGCCUGUGUUCAGCCGAGAGUGCGGUGGAGUACGGCACCUGCCUGUGCUGCGUCAAGGGCCUCUUCUACCACUGUUCGGCUCAGGACGACGAGGACAACUGCGCCGAUCGGCCGUGCUCCUGCGCCCCGGCCCACGCCCUGGCCCGCUGGGGCACCAUGGGCCUCCUGGCUCUCUGCCUGCCCUGCCUCUGCUGCUAUCCCCCUGCCCGACUGUGCCUCGCCCUGUGCCGCAUCGCCCACGACCGGGCCACGCGACCCGGCUGCCGAUGCAGCAACACCAACACCGUGUGCCGCAAGAUCUCUGCUUCCGACCCCAACCCGGGUCAUCCCUCUGUGAGCAAGGCUGUGGAGAAGUCACUAUGACAAGCCUGGAUGGGUGGCAAGGAGAUGCCAACCAUUUACUAGUGUUCACCUACCUUGUAUGCAGCCACCUGUUCUUCAGCUUGAGAGGGACCAAAAGCUUUACCGUGCCUGUUUGCCUUGGAAACCAAAAGCUGAACCUGAAGAAGAACUGAACUGAACUGAACUCGCCUUCCUCCUUCUGCCUAAUCGGGACGUCCGACACGCAUUUAUUUAUUUAUUAACAGACCGACGCUUUGUGGUCGACAGCCGCCCCACGGACUGGAUCACCAGCUCACGGUUCUACUACAACGGAUUAGGAAAUGUAGAGACUUCCCCUGGAAAUUCGAAGGCCAAGGAACUGACAAAUUAAACAUGCAGACAGUCACAGCACAUCUGGAAAGCUUUGACACGCCCGAGAAAUGGGACCACACACGCAAUCUCAAUGCCAUUAAGCUCAUUUGUAUGAAGUGGACACACGGUACUGCACCAAAGUGGCAGGCCAUCGUGGCAAAUCGCAUUUGGGUCUGGUCGUAGGCAACCUUCUGGUUCCUGGAGGAUCAGAAUAAGGUUUUUGGAGCUAUCGACUACAUCGGACACCAAAAUCAAUGGGUUCUACAUGCCACGCCUCUAGAAAAUAUCAGAGAAAUGGCUUUGAACUGAAUCUGGCAAUCACUGGUGGUAGCUUAGCUAUUAGGCUCAUUUCUACGAAGCAGAUGCACGGUGCUGCACUGAAGUCGAGGGCCCCCAAGGCAAAUCACAGAGCUGGAUGUUGGAUUCUGGCACUGUACCCACUUUUAAUGUGGUCCUCCACCAGUUAGCAACAGUUUCCAUGUGCUACCCGUCUUGUACAAAUGCCUUCGAAGUGAACUUGUCCUCAUCCCAAGUCGAUGACAGCCUCGGACUUUUAGUGCACGCGGGUGACUUCCUGGUUCCCGGAGGAUCAGAUGGUUGAACCUACGACGACGCCCACACUUUUGACUAGUAUGCAGAAAAUCUCUUGGAAUUUGUUCUUUGAUUGAUGGUGGUGGCCUCAGACUUCAGUGCAGUACCCUACGAGGUUUUCAAUGACAGGGUGGGCUGGGUGGACAUUUGUCCUUCGAGUCUGUGUGUGUCUGCGUGUGAAGAAGGAGUUGUCUUUGUCGUCGUCUUAUUUUUAGCCUCGCCGCUACAUCUUUGCGCCGGUCCGCUCGGGUUUCUCGCUCUGUCGCGCGCGUAAAAGGCCGCUGCCCGAACCCCGGUCGGUCCUCCUCGCAUCGCUCGCUUGCCUGCGUGGCUGCCCGCCUGCCCUUUCCGCCAGUUUAUUCUAACAUCCCUCCGGCCGCGUCUGGCUCUCCUCUUUGGCCGGCCAGUGGGCUAAAAGCCUCCCGUCGAGAGUUGAUCAGACGGGCAAUUAUCUCCGUGAUUGCUCUUAAUGGGCCAGACGAGAACGCAGGAAGGAGUUGCGGUGUUCUGGCGGACGGAGAAGAAGGCGGGACGGAGGGGGGAAAAAGGACGAGGCUCAAGUUUCCUGACGUGUGUGUGUGUGUGUGUGCAUGUGUGCGCAUGUUUUCAAGUGAACGUGCGUGCGUGUGUGUUUGUGGGAUGCAUGAAAACAACACCCGACGCGUUAAAACCUUCCUUUGCCAUUCUAUUUUUAUAUGCAAUUACGAGCGAGUGGGGUUGAAAUGGUUUUUUAUUGUGCUUCCACGGUUGUCAAUUCAGGAACUUUUGCGGCCAAGAACACUGACAAAACAAUCCAAAAAGGAUGGUCAAGGAUUUAGUAGGAUUGUCUUUGCACAAAGAUGGAAAAGAUCAGAUUUGGCAGCACAACAUUGUGAAACGAUUGUUGUUUUUUGGCAGCCAAUCCGAGAAUAGACAAUGAGCUGAACCUUUAUGCAAAGUGGCAUUUGGAACUGCUCCUCUUGAAGAAACUCUUUUUCUUUGAAUAAAAACAAAACUUGAAUUCAUUCUCGGAUGUGCGCAUAGAGGUAGGUACGUGUUAUAUUUGAUAUUUCUUUCUUUCACAAAGAUUACAUACAUCAUGGGAUUUUUUCCUUUUUGGUUUGCGGUUAAGGUUAGCUCCAGCGGGUGUGGGCAACCUUUUUCCAAUCUGGGGCCAUUGCAGUCCUCCAAGGGCUAUAUUGAUCGAUUAAAAAUGAAUGAAGUUGUCUUAUUGUUAUUAUUAUGAAUGAUGUCAGUUUUCUUUUUUUCUAUUUCAAUGGUUGGCCGGAUCAAAACAUCUUAGACGAAGGAGCUGCAUGUUGCCCAUUCACUUUCGGUUGCCCACUCCCCACCUCACUCAGUAUAACCACGACACAUGCUUUCGGUACACAAUUGGCAUUCGCUUUGUUCAUUGUAGAGAAAUGUAAGGAGAGUACAGUAUAUCGGAGCAAAUAUAAAUCGAGGUCUAUCUCAAAGUCGAAUCUUAUUCUUAUUACGAUGAUACGAGCAGUACGCGUUACUUUGCCGAUGUGGUGUUCUUGUUUAUUUAUUUACAGACGAAUGGCCACCUUUGGCGUGUAAUACGAGAUGACGAGCGUGCCAGUCGUUUGGCAUUUUGUUGUUGUUGUUGUUUUUCUGGCUUUUUGGUGCGGCUGCCGACGAGCAUCCAAUAAAGAGGAGCUUUCCAAACGAGCAUC